UAUAUUAAUCUUCACAUGAAAAGUAACGUUAAUGUGAUUAUCUUGUGGGCGAUAACAUCAAAGAAGAAGCCAUUGGCAUUAUAUAUAGGUGAUAAAAUCAAUCUCAAAUAUCACACAAAGAAAGCUUAAGUGAGUAGUGUUUUCUAUGGCUACCCUUGUUACCAAAAAAUCAUCUCCGAUUGAAGAUUCUGAGGCUCUACAGAAAGCUUUUAAAGGAUGGGGAACUGAUGAGAAGAGUGUUAUUGAAAUAUUGGGUCAUAGAAAUGUAUAUCAAAGGCAACAAAUCAGAAAAUCUUAUCAAGAAAUAUAUCAAGAGGAUAUCCUCAAACGCCUCGAAUCUGAGCUCUCUGGUGACUUUGAGAGAGCUGUGUACCGUUGGAUGCUGGAACCUGCUGAUCGUGAUGCUGUUUUGGUGAAUGUAGCAAUUAAGGAUGGAAACAAAGGUUACAAUGUUAUUGUUGAAAUUGUUUGUGUCCUUUCUCCUGAAGAAGUGUUGGCAAUGAGACGUGCAUAUCAAAAUCGUUACAAGCAUUCUUUAGAAGAAGAUGUUGCUGCUCAUACUACUGGACAUCUUCGUCAGCUAUUGGUUGGAUUGGUGGGGUCAUUUAGAUAUGGUGGUGAUGAGAUUAAUCCAAGGUUGGCAAAAACAGAAGCUGAUAUUCUUCAUGAAUCUAUCAAAGAGAAAAAAGGCAACUACGAAGAAGCUAUUAGAAUUAUUACUACAAGGAGCAAGACUCAGCUUUUGGCAACUCUCAACCGUUAUAGAGAUGACCAUGGAACUUCUAUAACUAAGAAACUGUUGGAUAAUGCAUCUGAUGACUUUCACAAGGCAUUGCACACUGCAAUUCGAUGUAUCAAUGAUCAUAAGAAGUACUAUGAAAAGGUUAUGCGCAGUGCGUUAAAAAGGGUUGGAACUGAUGAAGAUGGUCUAACUCGUGUGGUGGUCACAAGAGCUGAGAAAGAUUUGAAGGACAUCAAAGAGCUCUAUUAUAAGAGAAACAGUGUUCACCUUGAAGAUGAAGUGGCUAAGGAAAUUUCGGGGGACUACAAGAAGUUCCUUCUCACAUUGUUGGGGAAGUAAGAUUUAAGUAAUUGGUUUAGCAAAAUGCAUGUCUUAUAAUAAUGAGUUUUGGUUGGUUUGGUUUCUUGUUGUGUCAUUUGGUCAAUUUCUCUCUUAAUAGCAUGUUUUCAUGAGUCCUUGGUUGUGAGAGAGAUAAUAUGUUCUUCUAUUUUAAUAAAUUACUUUAUUUUAUCGUUUGAAUGUAUGGUGGAUUGAAAAGCAUGCAUUUAAUUCCUUCA
Cicer arietinum (chickpea) is the source of this 1299-nucleotide messenger RNA. RefSeq names its product annexin-like protein RJ4. Gene Ontology annotation, biological process: response to cold; response to water deprivation; response to salt stress. Gene Ontology annotation, molecular function: phosphatidylserine binding; calcium ion binding; calcium-dependent phospholipid binding. Lineage: Eukaryota; Viridiplantae; Streptophyta; Magnoliopsida; Fabales; Fabaceae. Gene Ontology annotation, cellular component: cytoplasm; plasma membrane. The record is from RefSeq and is a predicted model, not a curated record.